AUGGCGCACGACCUAGAGCAUUCGGGCGCCGACAGCCAUGUUCAUCACCACACCCACAACCACCACCACGAACAUGAACAUGAAUAUGAACAUGAAUAUGAACAUGAAUAUGAACAUGAACAUGACUCUCAACCCUCCUCAAGAUCCUCACCAGACCGACCACCCCCAGAACGCCGCAGCUCAACAAUAAUAAACUACCUCACCUCCUUCCUAGGCUCCAAAAACCCACUAUCCCAACCCGCAACACCAUCCAAAAACACAGUCUGGCUCCUCGACAACACAGCCUACCAAGUAAAAACGUACAACAAACACAACGAACUCACCUCCCGCACCUGGGAAGCCGAAGUAGUAGCCUGCAUAUUCGAAAAAGGGCACCGAAAAGACGCCAGCAAGCUCAUCGCCUCGAUAGCCGACCACAUCGGCCUAGACGGCGACAUAGGCGGCACGCACGAAGCAGCCGUGCGCCGCCGAAUCGAAGCGCGCGUCCAGCCCUUCCUCGACCAAGUCUCGCCCUCGCGAACAGUAACGCUCCACGUCCCCAUCAGCCGCCGAGGCCAGCUCCACGAACUAAGCUCGUCCGACCGCAACGGGAUCAUCAGCCAGCGGGUCUGCAUCGGGGAUGUCGGGGGCGCGGACCACAUCGACGACGGAACGGUCAUCGAGCCGCGGCUGCACAGGUUCGAGGUCGAGGGCCGCGGCCGGACAGUCCAGGUCAGCAUGGAGACGAGGUUUGCGCGCGCGCAUGGCUGGCUUGUUAUCAGCGAUAUUGACGAUACGAUUAAGCGCACGAUGACGCUGGAGCCGACGGGCAUUAUUCGCUCGACGUUUGUCGACGAGGCGGAGGUUAUUGCUGGUAUGCCGGAGUUCUAUCGCUGGGUGGAGGGCGUGUUGGGAGAGCCGGCUUGGUUCUAUUUGUCUGCGUCGCCUUAUAACUUAUAUCCGUUCCUGCGGGGAUUCCUGCGUGAGUAUUAUCGUCCCGGGACGUUGAUUUUGAGGGAUUAUUCUUGGAUGGAUGUUUCUGGGUUGAUUCGGUCUUUUACGGAGAAGACGCAGGGGUAUAAGGUUGAUCGCAUGGAGAAGAUUCGGGGUUGGUUUCCGCGCAGGCGUGUGCUUUGUAUUGGUGAUUCGACGCAGAAGGAUCCGGAGGCUUAUGCAGAGAUGUAUGGGAGGUAUCCGGGGUGGAUUCGGGCGAUUGCUAUUCGGAUGGUUACUGAUGUGGCACAUAUGGGGGAGAAGAAUGAUCCUGAGAGGUUUGAGAAGGCUUUUGAGAAUGUGCCUGAUCAUGUUUGGACUGUCUUUGAGGAUCCGCGCGAGUUGUAUGAGUUUGUGGAUGGGCUGGAGGUGGAGGAUCAGGACUUUUAA
Messenger RNA from Penicillium nucicola, 1362 nucleotides. Its product is annotated as phosphatidate phosphatase App1 family protein. Gene Ontology annotation, cellular component: actin cortical patch. The transcript has a single exon. The record is from RefSeq and is a predicted model, not a curated record. Gene Ontology annotation, molecular function: phosphatidate phosphatase activity. Bases 1 to 1362 code for a protein of 453 amino acids. Lineage: Eukaryota; Fungi; Ascomycota; Eurotiomycetes; Eurotiales; Aspergillaceae.